AUGACAGCAGAGGAGUCCAAUCAGUCCCAGCAGGAGAAUCCUGAUCCGUUCAUUGAAGUUGUCUUGUCUCGAUCGUCCUAUCGAAUCGGCGAGUCCGUGGUUGGCACCAUUCGACUGGUGCCUUCUUCUCGUCAACAACAACAACAGCCACAAGACGUGUUCUCGGACAGCUACGUGUUUGUGGCUGGAUGGUGCCGAUUGGAUCCACGAUGGCACCGUCGUGCUUCCGAAUAUCUCAAGAAAUAUGAAUCACCGGCGGUUCAUGACGCGCUACAUAAUCGACACGGCAACGGAGGUGGUGUAGCGAUUGACAAGCAGUGUGUCUGUUUUUGGACCACCAAUGUGCUCCAGUUGCAGUCUUUGCAGGAACGAACCACGGGACGAUGGGAAAAUGUCAAGCCAAAACCGAUUCGGGGCAUGACGAAGAUUGGAAAUGAAGAAGCAGAAGCUGAUGAUCAUUCCAAUGCCAUGAACGGCACUGAAACCAACCACAAAACAGAAGAAAAUUUCAUACCACUAGAAGAACAACAGCUGGCGUUCUCCUUUCGAGUGGAUCUUCCCUUGAAUCUUCCCCACUCUGUCCGAGCCAACUCGUGUCGAUAUUUCUACGCCGUCAUGGUAGGAACCCGGGUCCGACUGUCCAGAAAUUAUCAGUGGUUACGACAUGCCGUUCCCAUUCAAGUCUUGUCACAGCGGCCGGAUCAUCCAUUAUUGGCGGCUCCGCCCAAAGCUUCUGGAAAAAGUCCCCCGACAGUCUACCCCAUGGGCGUUUGUGCGGCCAUGGCACAUUCGGCAGGAUUACCCUGUCACGUGACGGCCACCCAACUCUAUCAACCGCCCGGUCAGAUACUCGUCAAUCGACGGGGUACGUCCACCUUGGGGUCUCUGGUCAAGUCAUCAACAAGUCCUGUACAACAACAAGCUCUCCAAACCAUGCGGAUUACAGAUUUGACGGGGAUUCCUUGCUGCGUCUUGACCGUCAUGGGUGUCAGCACGGCCAGUCCAGGAUCUCGCAUGGUCUUGAAAUUUGAUUUUCCUACUCCAAGAAUGCAACAACAAUCAUCAUCAAAAUGGACUCCGUGCUAUCAAGUCAGUGCGUCGUUGGAGGGAGAGGAGUUAGCACUGUACGCGUCACUGGAUGGGACACAAAAGCGAGCACAAGCCUACCAAUUUGAUACGGCACAUGAACUAGUCGACCCAGAAUGCACCGAACGGGUGUGUCUAUCACUCCAAGUACCACUGGAUGCACCUACUACCGUCAGUACCGAUAUGGUUCGAAUUUCCGUGAAAUGCAUUAUUGACAUUACAGUGGCAAGUGGCAACAACAACAACACGAAAAAGAAAAAUAACGCCCCAACCUAUAGCAAUCUACGGCUGGAAUUGCCCGUUCGAAUGGUCGCGCCCAUGACGGAAUAUGAAAUUAUCUUGUCGGGAGAAGACGAGGAACAAGAUGAAGACGAUGCCUAUUUGAAAUUGCCAUUGGAUGAACUCAUUCUAGGACGAUCGUAUCGCACCGGCGCUGUGGAUUUUGAUCUUGAUGAUGAUUCACCGCCACUAAUCGCAACCGAUGCUCUGCGACAAACCAGCAGUCCCAGUCAUCCCAGCAGUUUUGCUACCAAAGGCAUUCAGCAAGACUUGACAAUACUGUCUCUGCGAAUGGCGGAGGACUGCCAGUUGAUAGCUAGAGAGUAG
Seminavis robusta is the source of this 1692-nucleotide messenger RNA. NCBI's taxonomy places the organism in Eukaryota, Bacillariophyta, Bacillariophyceae, Naviculales, Naviculaceae. The record is from the annotation of a GenBank genome assembly.